GAGACAACCUGUGUGGAUCAAAAUGCUGCUCUGCCCCGAGGACAGCACCUAAAUCAGGGAAGUGUACCAGAGUUAUGUGCAUGCAAAAAUGCAAAAAUGGAUGCCGUAAACUGCAGACUUGUGUAUGUAAGAAUGGCUUCAGGGGCACGCGAUGUCAACAUCAGUCUUUCCCUGGUAAAUCUGAAACUGGAAUCCCGAAGGCUGAUGUAGUUAUUCAAUUCACUAUGGUUCCAACUCUAACUCCUGCUAUAAGCACAGCAGGAAGUACGGUCAACACAGACGUCUCAACUGCUGAACUAAAAUACAGUGACCCAAAGGUGCAAAUUCAUUCAGAUAAGAGCAAAACCUCGCUCAGAUGGCAGCCUCUAUCUCUACAGGAGCUUCAGUCCAUUCUAAAGCGGAAAGGCUUGGCCUCACAUGGGAAGAUCACCAGUUUACUCACCACACACCUGGAAACACAGAAACGCUUAAUAGGCAAUAAUGGUGAGAAAGAGAAGCACUAUGCCAACAAGACUAUACAUACCCCAAGGAAAGAAUAUAUGAAUCAUAAGCAGAUCCACAAGGCUGUUGUAUGUCCACUGCUUUGCCAGAAUGGGGGUGUUUGCCUGAAGAAGGAUAAAUGCCUGUGUACACCAAACUUCACUGGAAAAUUUUGCCAGAUUCCAGUAUCACCUGAUGGUUGGAAUAGUAAACAGGACCACAAGAACAGCAGUGUGGAGCAGAACACAAUGACAAAAUCAGUCCAUACACUUCCACUGGCCAACUACCACCCAGAAAAAGAUGGAACUGCUUCUAUUGUCAAGGUCCAUGUGGAGCACCCCCCAGAGGCCUCUGUGAACAUUCACCAGGUUGAGCGUAUAGAUAGGCAUAGUGGCCACAUAGUAAGAAAUCAAAAUCAUGAACAACAAGACACAAGGAUCCCUCUGUUUAGGGUACAAGCUCAAAAUAGCCCUCGCAUUAAUGGCUACACUGAAAACUCAGGAUUUGGAUACUGCUUCCGACGCUUGGAGAAUGGUCAGUGUGCCUCGCCUAUCCCUGGCUUGAGAACACAGGAGAUUUGCUGCCGUAGUUCAGGAGUGGCCUGGGGGGUCCAUGACUGCACUCCAUGCAAUGGACACCAAGGUGAUGUGUUAUCCGUGACUGUUAUUGAUACCCCCUGCCCAAAGGGAUUCGAAAGAGUCAAUGGUACCUGUACAGAUAUUGAUGAGUGCACUGAUUCUACACUUUGCGUGAAUGGAGACUGCACCAAUACUAGAGGGAGCUAUACCUGUAUGUGUCGUGAAGGUUAUUUGCUGGAUUCCUCCAGGAGCAGCUGCAUCUCACAUCAUGUAAUCUCAGAAGUCAAGGGUCCAUGUUUCAGAAUCUUACGGGAUGAAAAAUGCUCCCUCCCCAUCCUCCGUAAUAUCACCAAGCAAAUCUGUUGCUGCAGCCGGGUUGGAAAGGCUUGGGGCAAGGGCUGUGAGCAGUGCCCUCCCUUUGGUACAGAGGGAUUUAAAGAGGCCUGUCCUGCUGGGCCUGGAUAUCACUAUUCUGCUUCAGACCUGCGUAUCAACACCCGGUAUGUGGGGCAGGACCAAGCACGGGUGCCUCUCCUUCGACAGCCAGCAUCCAGAGGAUUUCUAUUCACCACUACUAGCCCAAUCUACCAUGCAGUUACAGGCCAUAUCACUGUUGUGGACAGGCAGCAGGAUACUGACCAGAGUAAAAUAACGACACCAAUCCAAAGAGUACCUGCCAGGGAACCAGUAUCAGCCAACAGAUCUAUUUCUGGGCCUGACAGGGUUUCACCAUUGCCUGCUCCAGUUCCAACAGAAACACAAAGAGAAGCUCCUACUCAAGAAUCUAGCGUAUGUGAGCUGAAUCCACAAAUUUGUGGCCCAGGCCGCUGUGUUCCACGUUCGGGCAGUUACACCUGUGUGUGUAAUACUGGAUACUGGCUGAGCACACAGGGGACACAUUGUAUUGACAUGGAUGAAUGCAGACAGAGACCAAGUCUUUGCACCAAUGGGCGCUGUGAGAAUACUGUGGGCAGCUACCGCUGUGCUUGUUCUGCUGGAUUCAGUACUAACCCACAGGGCACAGACUGUACAGACAUUGACGAAUGCAGGACUGAACAGCACCUCUGUGAUAAUGGCCGCUGUGAAAACAUGCCAGGAAGCUACCGCUGUAUCUGUUCUCCAGGUUUUACCCUGAACCCCCAGGGCAAAUCUUGCAUAGACAUUGAUGAAUGUCGACUUAGUCCAAGGCGCUUCUGCUUGAGUGGCCAAUGUGAAAAUACUCCUGGGAGCUUCCUUUGCAUUUGUCCAGCAGGGUAUACUGCCAAUCCACAAGGCACAGACUGCCAAGACACUGAUGAAUGUCGUCAGACUCCUCGGAUAUGUGGAUCUGGUAGAUGUCAGAACACUCCCGGCAGUUUCCGUUGCUCAUGUCCAAUCGGAUACAGGCUGACACCACAGGGCAAUGACUGUAUUGAUAUAAAUGAAUGUGAGAAUCCUGGAGCCUGCGCUGGACAGGAGUGUCUAAAUACACCUGGAUCCUUCCAAUGUCGGCAGUGUCGUAGUGGAUAUAAGCUGCAGAACCGGCGUUGUGUGGACAUUAAUGAGUGUCAAACAGAGUCUGCUUGUGGGCUUCAUGGAAAAUGUAUUAACACAGAGGGCUCCUUUGAAUGCGAGUGUCAUCCAGGAUAUCGCCUUAAUGACAGAAACCGCUGUACAGAUAUUAAUGAAUGUCUGGAAGGAGAGUUCUGUUUUCCACGUGGAGAGUGCCAGAAUACAGAGGGUUCUUACACAUGUGUAUGUGCAGAGGGAUAUGUCACUACUCCCGAUGGUGCUUCCUGUGUUGAUAAGGAUGAAUGCCAACAGGGUACUCUUUGCCAAGGGGGGAGAUGUACCAACACACAAGGGUCAUUCCAGUGCCAAUGUCCUACUGGCUUCAGAGCCACUUCCAACAAAGCAGCCUGCACAGAUAUUGAUGAGUGUCAGGAAAGAGGAACUUCCCUUUGUGGCGCACAGAGCUGUGAAAAUACUUUGGGCUCUUACAGGUGCAUUGCACAAUGUGAUACAGGAUACAGGCUGACAGCAUCCGGUGACUGUGAAGAUAUCAACGAAUGUGCAAAUUCUACAAUAUGUGGAGACAAUGCAGUAUGUCAGAAUCUUUUAGGUUCCUACCGCUGCACUUGUAACUGGGGCCAUGAGAUGUCCAGUGAGGGCCAGCACUGCAUCGAUGUUGAUGAAUGUUUAGAAUAUGGAAGAUCUAUCUGUGGGAAUAAACGUUGUGAAAAUACUCCAGGAACCUAUAGAUGUAUUAGUGACUGUGAGCCCGGUUACCUGUUAUCACCUUCAGGAGACUGCACAGAUAUCAAUGAGUGUCUGAACACAACUGUCUGUGGUGACCAUGCAACUUGCCACAAUCUGGCAGGGACCUAUCAAUGCCUGUGUGACCAAGGCUAUGAGGGGGCAAGGGGUGAACGCCACUGUGUAGAUGUCAAUGAAUGUCUUACCCUGCAAGGUGUUUGUGGAACAGCAAUCUGUGAGAAUGUGGAGGGCUCCUUUCUCUGUACAUGUCCAAAUAGCAAGGAGGAGUUUGACCCAAUGUCUGGAAAAUGCAUCAGAUCUAACUCUACUGUGCGCCCUGUGCUGCCCAGCCAUCCUAGAACAGCUCAAGUGGAUACACUGACUUCAAGUCACAAGGAAUGUUAUUACAAUUUGGAAGAGUCAGAAGUUUGUGGGAAUGUCCUUGCUAGAAAUGUAAGCCAGGACGAAUGCUGCUGUAGCAUAGGUGAAGGAUGGGGCCAAAACUGUGAGUUUCAGAAAUGCCCAACAAUAGGCACAGUUGAAUACCAGGCCUUGUGCCCACAGGGAGGUGGCUACACUACGUCAGAACAAGGGUUAAAAGAUAUCAAUGAAUGCCAAAUCUUUGGGACCCAGUUGUGCAAGGGAGGUUUCUGUGUGAACAAGAUCCCCUCUUUUUCUUGCUACUGCUCUAAUGGGUACUACUAUGAUGUACAGCGGCUUGAAUGUGUAGAUAAUGAUGAAUGUCAUGAAGAGGACUUGUGUGUAGGGGGGAACUGCAUAAACACGGUAGGAUCCUAUUACUGUACCUGCAACCCCCCACUGGUGCUGGAUUCGACCCAGAGGAGGUGUAUCACCAACACCAGUCAGGCUAUAGAUGAAAAUCUCUCCUACUGCUGGCAGGAGAUUGGAGCAGAUUUGUUGUGUAGACGCCCUCUGCUGGAAAGACAAACAACUUAUACUGAGUGCUGCUGUCAAUAUGGAGAAGCCUGGGGAUUAAACUGUGCACUGUGUCCUGGAAGGGACACUGAUGAUUUGGAAUCCCUUUGUAUUGACUGGAGAUCUCCAGAAGCUGAAAACCCUGGCCCACCACAACCUAGCCUUUAUGAUUAUGGCACAGAAUAUGGAGGUUAUGGAGUUCCAUAUGGACCUGAUACCUUUGCCAACCCCCCUCCUAGGAUAGUAAGACCAGGAUAUGAUUCUUACCCUGCAUCUCCAGGUGGAAUGAGUUUUGGUUCAAGGCCAGCAUUACCUUAUGGCCCACGUGAUUCACUCUACAGCCUCCCUCCUUAUGAAUCCCCAGACUUUGAUUCAGAUAUUUACUACCCUGACCCUUCUAUUGAAGAACCAAGAAACCCAUUUCAGAGGACAGAUUCCCCACAUGAUCCACGUCUUUAUCCAUCUGUACCUCGAUCCAGGUUGAGAAGUCCUGAUAUCUCCCCUAGGUUUGAACUUGAGGCAGGGGGACGUAGGGUUCAACCACGAAGGCCUGGGUCCCGUGAUCCAGGGAGUGUUUCUUCUAUAUCAAGCUGGAGAGGAGACCCAAGAGAAGCAUUUGAUGAUCGGUAUGAGCAAUUUGAGGGUCUGCAGGCUGAAGAAUGUGGUAUACUAAAUGGCUGUGAGAAUGGCCGAUGCAUCAGAGUUCCAGAAGGUUACACUUGUGACUGCUAUGAUGGGUACCGACUGGACAUCACUCUGAUGGCAUGCACAGACAUCAAUGAGUGUGAUGAAGCAGAGGAUCUAUCCAUCUUGUGCCUAAAUGGUCAAUGCCGUAACACAGAUGGAUCCUAUGAAUGUGUUUGUCCCCGAGGCUAUGUCCUCUCCCGCCAUCACAACUACUGUCUCCCCAUCCAGCAGUGAGCACUGCAGACAUGAUCCACUCUUCAAGGAACCAAAGACUUUCUACCAUGCCUUUCUGAUGCCUACUUUAUCACAUGGGCCACAGAUCGACAAGAACCUGGCAAGAGGAGGCAAUAUAUUUAUUUUUAUGUAUAUAGUUGCAAAGGUUUUAUGGCCUACUCAGGAGAAAUAAGUUGUGGGCAAUGGAGGAGUGUCUGAUAACCCUAAACCCUUUAUCUUAUACUAUGUGUUAAAAUCGGCCUUGGAUAUAAAAGGGACAUUUGUCGAUUAUUAAAUGGUAUUUGUUUGACGGAAAGUAAAAACUGCACUGAUUUAGCUUACUGAACCUGUCACAUAGUCUAUAGGUAACAUAUUCAAGUGAAUACCAAACAGCCAUCAAUGUGUGGCUUAGCCUGGUUGAAGAUAUAUUAUAUUAAUGACAUAUAGCAGUCUAAAUAAAAUAUUACUGAUAUGUGUGCAAGGUUCAUGCAGUGCAAUGUCCUUCUGAACUUCCAGCAUUUAUGUCCAGCCUGUGUUUUUCCUGAAUCCCUAUCCUUUUAAAUAAAUGAUCAGGAAUAGCAGUAUGUUAACAUUUAUCUUUAACAGUUAAAAUAUGUUUGCUGAUUUUUGCUCAACAGAACCAUGAAUUCAAAAAGCCACUGCAACCAAAAUCAGUUAUCUCCCACACUGGCCCAUGAUGUUUUUGAUAUUCUAAUCUACAAAUAGCAACCUGAAACAAAAGUGUGAUUUUCUGACAUCUUAUAUCAACAGCCAUGCCCUCCAGAGCAGGGAAGUUAUUCUUGUAAGGACCUUGACUGAGACACGUUAUCUACCUGUGCCUCAGGCACCAAAUAUUAUACUGUAAAUUCUAAAUAGCAGGAACAUAAUUUAGAUGAAUAAUUCUGCCCACCAAAUGUGGUUUGCAGCAAAUAUUAUAUACGCCCAAAUAUACAACAUACAAUCUUUUUGACAGGGUUGCCUCCAGCUGUAGUUUACCAGUAGCAGGCUGCAGACAUACCCCUGACUUUAUAAUAAAUUGUACCUAUACACAAGAUACAUUCACUUAAUUCCAUUAAAUAUGUAACAGGACAGGCUUGAUUAUAACUAGCCUUCAUAACUUUUGUAUAUGCCACUUCUCAUGCACAUUAUUGAGCAUUCAAGAUUAAGUUGUUUUAUGAAAAUGAAAUUUCCUGCAGGAAUAUCUUUGAGACCUUAUGAUUCACUAGUGCUAGCCAAUAGGAACCACUCAUUCCAAAUUGGAAACUAACCAAUGCCCACGCGUCCCAAGCAUUCAUAGUUACUAUGCCUUUCUUAUGCUUUUGAAAAGGAUAACCACAUUUCCUCUGUAAAAGACUGACAACUCUUUCUCACCUGCAAAAGUAUAUCUUUGUACACUUCCAUUUUAUAGACAUUUUGAGGUAACAAACAAAAUGGAAUAAAAAUGAUU
Molecule: messenger RNA, 6576 nt
Organism: Xenopus laevis (African clawed frog)
Lineage: Eukaryota; Metazoa; Chordata; Amphibia; Anura; Pipidae
Gene: ltbp4.L
Product: latent transforming growth factor beta binding protein 4 L homeolog
Exons: 33
Coding region: 75-5150 (1691 amino acids)
Cellular component (GO): elastic fiber; non-collagenous component of basement membrane; transforming growth factor beta complex
Molecular function (GO): calcium ion binding
Source: RefSeq, a predicted model, not a curated record